GCAGGCUGAGGAGGAGCUUCACGUUUAUUUUGCGGCUCUUCUAUGGACGCACAACUCCUCGUAUCUUUACCGGAAGUAAACACAGACUGACACUGAGGGAAUUAACCAAACAACGUUCAGUUAUUUCUUGAAUAAGCCAGGUUUUUAUUUCUCACCUGCUUUUCCUGGCGGUUCAUCAGACUAAACAUGUACCGUGUGCGGGCGUUGACAGCAGUCUCCGUUGGGAUGGUGCAGUGUUCACGCCGCAUGCACAGUGGCAGCGCGCGCUCUCCGCAGCAUCGCAGACUGCUGCUGGCUGCUCUGGCAGGAGUGACGGGCAUCUCCGCAACGACAGGAUUCCUCUGGACAAAGGCUUAUACUGAGGCAGCGUCAUCUGUCAAGCUUGAGGAGGAGCGACGUGAGGAUGAUGCACCGAAAAACAUGGACGUAGAGUCAGACAGCGUGGUGGAGUCCGGCAGCAGUGACGAGGAAGCUGAGGAGGGCGAGAGCUCAGAGGGCAAGAAGAAGAAACCGAGAGUUGGCUUCCGUGACCGUAAGGUGAUGGAGUAUGAGAACCGUAUCCGAGCCUACUCCACCCCUGACAAGAUCUUCCGCUACUUUGCCACACUGAAGAUCAUCAGCGAGCACGGAGACGCUGAGGUAUACAUGACGCCGCAGGACUUCAUCCGCUCCAUCACGCCUAAUGAGAAGCAGCCAGAAAACCUCGGUCUGGAUCAGUUUGUGGUGAAGCGCUAUGAUGGAAAGAAGAUUUCUCAAGAGCGGGAGAAGUUUGCAGACGAGGACAGCAUCUUUUAUACACUCGGGGAGUGCGGCCUCAUCUCCUUCUCUGACUACAUAUUCCUCACCACCGUCCUCUCUACGCCUCAGAGAAACUUUGAGAUCGCCUUCAAGAUGUUUGAUUUAAACGGAGAUGGCGAGGUGGACCUGGAGGAGUUUGAGCAGGUGCAGAGUAUAAUCCGUUCUCAGACCAGCAUGGGGAUGAGGCACAGGGAUCGCUCCACCACAGGCAACAUGCUGAGGACAACUGGCUGCAGCUCGGCUCUCACUACCUACUUCUUCGGGGCCGACCUGAAGGGUAAACUCACCAUCGGCAGCUUCCUGGAAUUCCAGAGGAAACUGCAGCACGAUGUUCUCAAGCUUGAGUUUGAGAGGAAUGACCCAGUAGAUGGCAGGAUCACAGAGAGACAGUUUGGGGGCAUGCUGCUGGCUUACAGCGGUGUUCAGUCACGUAAACUCAAACAGAUGCAAAAAGGCCUGAAGAAGAUGUUCAAAGAUGCGCAGGGUAUCACGUUUGAAGAAGUGGAGAAUUUUUUCACGUUUCUGAAGAAUGUGAAUGAUGUGGACACGGCACUGAGUUUCUACCACAUGGCCGGUGCCUCCAUCGACAAAGCCACAAUGAAGCAAGUGGCUCGUACCGUCGCCAAGGUGGAGCUGUCAGACCAUGUGUGCGACGUGGUGUUCGCCUUAUUCGAUUGCGACGGUAACGGUGAGCUGAGCAACAAGGAGUUCAUAUCCAUCAUGAAGCAGAGGCUAAUGCGGGGGCUUGAGAAGCCCAAGGACAUGGGUUUCACCCGCCUGGUGCGUGCGAUGUGGAAGUGCGCGCAGGACACAGCGUGGGACUUCGCCAUGCCUAAACAGCAUUAGCAGGGUAUAGAAAGAGGGAGGUGAGAGAGGGGGAAAAGACAAGUGAGAUAGAGAGAGAGAGCAGCUUCUUCUGCAGCCAACUAAAUUAAGAAAUUAACUCAAGAUGGCAUGUAAUAAAUCGUACAUGUGCUGUAGUGGCCAGUGCUCCUGCAUGAGCUAACUGCUGCAGUGUGUGUGUGUGUGUGUGUGUGUGUGUGUGUGUGUCUCCAGCCACUACAUAUUAGCCCCUUUGUCGCUGACGCUUCUCAUAGAGUCUGCCACAUCUGUAGCAUAUGUGCGUCACCAGUGUGGGUCUGUUUAUGCACAGAUGCCACAAGGUCUGAAACACAACUCACCAGAAUGACAUUUUAGUCGUGAAAGUAGUUGAACUUGGGUUAUACAGGAUAGUUACGCAUUUUAAACACUUAUUGAUCCGGCAGCUACUGGAUCAAGGUUGGACUUUUGUGUCAACAAGUUUCAACUGUUUUCCUGUGGCAUACGCUUCAGAUGUGUUGGAUAUCAACUCGUUGAAAAUGCUGGAGUUCUACUCUCAGGGCUGAGGGGAUCGUCGGAUGUUUUGCACGCGUCGUUGACGUGCCCUGAAACAGCGGAUAGCUUUGCUCUGCGAACAGGCCUUUAAUGAGCGCUCUCUGCCUUCUUACAUAUCAAAACUUGUACUUUUAAAGUCCGUGCACAGAAAAGCCAAACCCUAACUCAGCAUUACAGUGUACUUUAUCACACCUCUUCUUCUUCUUCUUUGUAUAUUUACACUAUGUUUAACAGUUAUUCCAUGAAAUCGAGUCGUACAUGAGCUGAUAGCCGACAAGGCGCAUAGCCAUGUAUGACGAGAUUGACUGGAAUAACUGUUUUAUUUUAUCCACAUUCGCUGGAUUUUGAGAUUUUUUUUUUUUCAAAUUCAAUAAACUUUGUACAUCAGACAAAAUCAAUUCUGCUUAGAAUGUAAACAAACCAGUGAAAUGACGGUAGCAAUUUGUGAAAAAUGCUAUUAUAAUGAGUCCUGGGGGGGAAAAAAAAAAUUUACGUUCUUGGCAUCAAAUACUUUCAUUCCAUAUUUUGUCGCCUUUUUUGGGGGCGGGGGCUGUUUUUGGAGUAAUUAUUUCGUCCUCGGUUGGUUCAGUAACAGACGCCACCAUUUUCUUCUUUCGGUUUUUUUUUGAUGGUUGGCAAAUAAACAACAUCGUGACUAACCAUGGAGUGCAGAACAGGAGAUAUUUGGGGGAGGGGCCUAUAUUCUUUUAAAUACUUGAUGAUAAAAUGAUAUAUCUGGCUUGAUGCGUGCCGCUAUUUUGUUUUUCUCUACUCACGGUAUAUGAGCUGAUAGCUUGGUAGUGGCGUAGCCAAUCAGAGCGCACGAUUGCUCGUAUCCAGUGAACGUGGAUAGAAUAAAUACUUUAUAAAGUGGCUAUGAGUGUAAGAAAAGCUACAUUGAGAAAUGAUGUACUUGAAUAUGAUGUGCUCUCUUAUAUUAAACCAUUUUUCAUGA
Molecule: messenger RNA, 3127 nt
Organism: Neoarius graeffei (lesser salmon catfish)
Lineage: Eukaryota; Metazoa; Chordata; Actinopteri; Siluriformes; Ariidae
Gene: micu1
Product: mitochondrial calcium uptake 1
Exons: 12
Coding region: 187-1644 (485 amino acids)
Biological process (GO): mitochondrial calcium ion homeostasis; calcium import into the mitochondrion
Cellular component (GO): uniplex complex
Molecular function (GO): calcium ion binding
Source: RefSeq, a predicted model, not a curated record